This is a messenger RNA of Aspergillus clavatus NRRL 1, 2604 nucleotides long. RefSeq lists its product as uncharacterized. The transcript has 7 exons. Lineage: Eukaryota; Fungi; Ascomycota; Eurotiomycetes; Eurotiales; Aspergillaceae. The record is from RefSeq and is a predicted model, not a curated record. The coding region runs from base 1 to 2604 and encodes 867 amino acids.
AUGAUCCAACCAUCUUGCUUUCAGAUAAGUGGCAGGUUCUUGGCCCUUUCCAAUGUGGCACCAGAGGUUUGUUUUGUCUGGGGAGCGGACCCCCUAGAGCACAAGGGUGGAUUUCACAACCUCUCCUACGACAGAAAUGCGACCUUCAACAGCGGCCUGGCCACCAAUGGUAGCGUCAAGUGGGGAACUACCCAAGCUCGAAUCUACUUUCUGGCUCUAGGGCAGGCUAAAGCAAGGUUUCAAGUGAAGUUCCCAGAGAUAGACUGGGAGUUCCUGCAAGCUGUAUAUGGAUGGUCUGCCCUACAGUAUCAGAACUGGGCGCGAGGGUCGCUGAGGCUCGCGAUAUUUCGGAGGGGGUUUUAUGGCUACCGCACUGCACCAGUGAUUCUAGAAUUGACCCCUGGUGGCCAUAUGAUUGAAUUGCGACUUAUUCGUGACGUUCGAACCCUAGGCGCCGUUGCAGAACCCAUAAUCGCGGUGACGAUUGAAGUAGAGAUUCGCCGGAAGCCACUAACUGUCGACGAAGAAAGUCUUCUAUUGCCUGACGUUAGCCGUGGCAAGCUCGGUAAAGUGACACAUAUCCAGGAAUGUCCGCAUCGUUUGAUCAUGGAGGAGCCACUGGACCUCUCUCCAUAUCAAAUUCGGCCUCUCAUAUUCCGCAUAUACCUUGGUCGUCGGCCUCAGUUGACAUUUUCCUUUCGAAUAUCCUACAGAAUGUAUCGCGAGGAUAAUGGGGUCCAGGAAACGCACUUACUUCAAAUGAACCUUGGUGAAGUCCCGAUACAUCAAGCACAGAGACUUACGUACUAUAAUGCAGGUAUUGUCUCGUACGCCCUCCUGCGUCCCCCCCCUACUGAAUGCGCCUUUGCUACGUGGAAAGAAAGCAGCAACCUGCCUCUUAUUAUUGCUUUACAUGGUGCAGGUACCAGUGCGGACAGCCCAAGAGUUCGUGAAAUGCUGGAUGGCGCAUAUGAAACUUGUGCAUGGAUGUUAUUUCCCAGUGGUGUCACUGCUUGGAGUGGUGAUGAUUGGUAUACGUGGGGCGCUGCAGACAUCGAGGCGGCAGUGAGAGCGAUCCCAUGUUGGAUGGAAAACACCGGCUGGGGCAUCCCAGGUAUAUCGGUGAACGAUUGGAUAGUUGUCGGGCAUUCGAAUGGAGGCAUGUUUGUCACGUGGAUAUUAGUCUGCCAAGGGGCGUGGUUUCUGGCGACACACUACCCCGAUAAAGUCAAGGCCGUGGCGCCAGUAUCAGGGUAUUCCUCUAUUGAAAAUUACGUGCCUUAUGAUAUGUGGCAGAGCGCCAACCCUCUGCUAUCCUCGGUACUCUCAAGGUCGCGAUCGAGUUUCAAACAUGAGUUGCUGUUGAGUAACGUCGUCGGUAUUACAAUACUGCAACAGCAUGGAGCGCUAGAUGACAAUGUCCCUGCAUACCAUUCGCGCUUGAUGCAUGACUUGCUAGGACAGACACCGUGGCCAUCCUUCUAUGUCGAAUUACCAGGCCAGAAGCAUUGGUUCGAUGGGAUAUUGACAACCCCGCCUCUUCUUACCUUUUAUAAGGAAAAUGCUUUGGUCCCGCUUCGGUCAAAGAUUCCAGUAAACUUCACACUUACUAUUCCACCUUUGGGGAGUAUCACCAAAUACGGCAUCUGUGUCGAUCAAUUGCAGUCACCCGAUGCAUACGGAGAACUGCGGGUCCGCCGAGAUAUACAUGAGAAAAUUUGGUAUGUGAGAACAGUGAACAUACACCGUUUCCAUCUUACGGCUAGCAUCUUAAAUCUCACCGAGCCCGUUGCGGUUGUCUUUGAUGACGAAGACAAGCACGAAGUGAACUUUGACCGCCUUGGAAAUUGGUGGUUUCUCAAGGAAACCCUUGCAACAUGGAAAGUAUCGAAUCGAACGGACUGGCGUGGUUUAGAUACAAGGUAUGGUCGUCAACUGGGAGGGAUGGAUGUCAUCCUGCGCACCGCGGACACAUUCACGAUUGAUAUGUGCUCGGCUGGAAUUGAACAUUUGGCCGUGCAAAUCAGUCGUAAUCUCAUACAGUAUUUCGCAGCAGAUUCGCAAAUCUCAAGCCAAUGCGGUUCUGUUUCUAGUAUACCCGAGAGCUCUUAUCAGAAAGCAAGUGUUGGGAACGUCAUUACGCUUGCACUGGAGGAUGACUUACCCCAAUCAGAACAUCCAUCAUUUCCAAUCCGUGCUUAUGAGGGAUAUUUGGACCUAUUUCAACCUUGCCUUCAGGUGAAUACGGACAUACAGGCGGGACCCAAGUCCAGCAUGAAGCAAAAAUGUCAAUUUCAUAGAAUUCCUUACGAACGAGGUUUGGGCGCCCUUUUCCUACGACCACUGGGCAAUGGAAGGCUCGAGCUUGUUGUAUGGGGGGCGGAUGUAUCUGGCCUCGAGCAGGCUACGCGGCUCGUGCCCACUCUUACAGGCGCUGGACAUCCAGAAUUUAUCGUUCUAAGCGACAAUUGUCGUUGGAAGGGUCAUGCUGGAGUAUAUGCCGCUGGCCAUUUUGACAAGUCUUGGCAGAUAACGUCUGGAUCAUAUAUUCGUGGUGAUGCCAAAAAUCUUGUGACUACUGUGCCUGGCCAUCGCCCUCCUUAG